AUCUUUUCAAUUUUAUCCAGAUACCGAUUAAAUGUCUAGCUUCCUAUUCUCCUCUAAAAAUGUCAUGGACAUUGUGGUUGGAACUAUCAUCGGCUUUGAAGCAAAGCAUUGUUACUAUUUAGAUCAGUUGUCAGAGGAAAACAUAUUCCAAACUCUUUAUCUUUCAGAGAAUGACAGUUUACCACCUAUAAUGAUUGUAGUCCAGCACACUGUGGAUAACGAUUUUUAUUUAAACGUCGUUUCGGAAGCUGUAGCUGUUGCUCAAAAACACCGUAGACCACCUAUCAUCAUCGUCUUUGCCACCUCUCUCAUCCACUAUGAAGUAAGUAAAUACGUAACUGAACAAACAAUGAUGCCUUUCUUGUGGAAAAUCCUACAUUGUCAUCCUUGGGCAGACGCUUGCUACUUCGUAACGGCUGAAUCUAUCCAUUCCAAUUUGGCAGAGAGUCCAUUGAAUCCAUUUGUUGCAUUAUCUGUAUGUGUAUUUAAUGUGAGCAGUCCACCAUUUCACCUUGAUCCCACAGUAAAGCAGCUUUAUGCCUUGAUGAAGCAAACAUUGCAAGACCAAGCUACCCAACGCCAAGCGGAAGAUAUCAUGCUUGAUUACAAAAGAACCACACAGAAUUUAAAAAUGGUCAUCGCUUUGCUUAACCGAAAUGAAUUGGAUAUCAUUACCAAGAAUAUUGUUCAAAGGCAAAUUAAAGAAGCUAUCUCGAUCAUGGACGUAUGCCAAAAUAAAUACAGGACACCAGGUUCAACAUUAUCUACUGCGGAGGGAGACGUACUGAAUAACAAUUUAACACCAUCGAUUGACAGCAGUCUUAUUAAAAACGUAUCAACACCAUUAGUCAUCCACCCUAUUAAGGAAACGGCAGCACCAACAGCAAAUGAACCUAUUGAAGAAUUAUCAGUACCCAUACUUGCUCCAGUUGUUCAUACACGUGAAGAAAGUUGGAAUUUCGUAAGGGCCUUCAAGGCUAAAUUUGGGAAUCCAGACAAAAACAAAUGGGAAAACCUGUACAAAAUUGGCAAGAGGAAAGGGUACUUCAGUGUUUACAAAAAUUCAAGCUCCAUGAGAGCAGCGUAUUCACGAGCGGAAAGAUACAACAACAUGCGCAUCCAGUAGUCAUUAUAUUCUCUUUUUAUUAUUUUACAAAAAGAUAGCUUUUUUUUAAAAGUAAAUAAAAUAAAAAC
Mucor mucedo is the source of this 1194-nucleotide messenger RNA. RefSeq lists its product as uncharacterized. Lineage: Eukaryota; Fungi; Mucoromycota; Mucoromycetes; Mucorales; Mucoraceae. The transcript is spliced from 2 exons. Bases 32 to 1126 code for a protein of 364 amino acids. The record is from RefSeq and is a predicted model, not a curated record.